CGGCAGGAAGUCAGACAGCAGAGCGUCAGACAAGCAGUGGGACGACGCAUCAACCAGGUCUCACAGGAGCAAGAAGAAGGAAUUUGACAGUAUGUCUGCGAAGACGUAUUCUACAUACAGACCUCCAAUUGUGGAGGACGCAUCGUCUACGUCGUCUGGAAGUGUGGGAGAAGUGAGAUGGGGCGGGAGUGAUAAGAGUGCAAGUCACAAGAGCAGAAGCAAAGACGGCAGUGCGAGGGGAUGGGAAGGCAGUCAGGCCAACUCGCAACAUUGGAACGACAGCGUGAAGGGGAGUGAGAAGGGCUGGAGCCAGAGCGCACACGACGAGGCCACCUCCCAGCACUGGUCUGGCAGCGCACAUGAGAAGACUACUUCCCAGCAAUGGGGCGGCAGUCAGAAUCGCUCUCGUGUGGGAGCCGCCAGCGAGACGAGUACGAGGUCUCGGGGAAGUCAGGGUCGGCGUCGUGUCCCCAGCGAGCAGAACUGGGAUGGCUUCGAGCGGGUCAAGACGGCCAGCGAGGUUAGUGUUGCGGGGAGUGACGGGAGUGGGCGGACUUCUUUCGGGGACCGGUCGUGGGGUGGUGAGGGGCGGAGCAAGAAGAAAAGCGACGAUGGCUGGGGCGGAAGUGGCGGUGGUGGUGAGCAGCGGAGCGAGUGGGGAAGGAACGAGGCGACGCCAGAGGGGGUGUGACGUUGACGAGCAUUGAUGGAUUACGCGAUGGGUUGGACUGGGGAAAGGAUUGAUCACGAACUCUAAAAAGCCAUGUACGAUUGCGCGCA
This is a messenger RNA of Dothidotthia symphoricarpi CBS 119687, 780 nucleotides long. RefSeq lists its product as uncharacterized. The coding region runs from base 92 to 691 and encodes 199 amino acids. NCBI's taxonomy places the organism in Eukaryota, Fungi, Ascomycota, Dothideomycetes, Pleosporales, Dothidotthiaceae. The record is from RefSeq and is a predicted model, not a curated record. The transcript has a single exon.